Molecule: messenger RNA, 2040 nt
Organism: Ectocarpus sp. CCAP 1310/34
Lineage: Eukaryota; Phaeophyceae; Ectocarpales; Ectocarpaceae
Source: the annotation of a GenBank genome assembly
AUGAUGUCUACUCUUGUCUUUUGUAGGGCGGGCUCCACGCCCGGAGCGCCGCCAUCAGGAGCAGCACCGGCGCCAGCUCCAGCAUCGGCGCCAGCUCCAGCACCGGCACCAGCUCCAGGAUCAGGAAGCGCACGAGCAGCGGCAGCGGUAACACCAGCAGCGGCAGCAGCAACACCCACACCAGCACCAGCGUCAGGAGCUCCGGUGGCCAACGAUGGCAAAUCCGGCAACAUGAUGUUCCCCGGAGAGACAGAGUGGGGAGAUGGGCUCGGCGGCGUUCGCUUCGGUACGCCGGCACAGAACAAGGGCAAGAGAAAGAAAGGGCGGCUGGAGCUGGAGCCGCCGGACUUCCCGAUUCCCGACCAUGGUGGUGGAACCCAAAGGAAGCGCUACACCUUGCAGUUCAAGGUGAAUGCCGUGAGGUACUCGCAGAGAAAGCUCAAGGGGGCGCAAGGACCGGGCGGGACUGUUGGCGUAACAUACGCCAGCAGGAUCCUCAAGAUUCCCGACAAGGCCACGUUGGCGGCGUGGGUCAAAGACGUCGACAAGUACGAAGCCGCGCUUGCGGAGGAGACCAAGUACUCGCGAGUGAAGGGUAGGAAGGAAGCCAAGCACCGCAUGUCGCUGAACGUCGGACGGACUAGGACGCACACGGACGCCGAACGCGAGGUCGUGGACUGGAUCAAUGAUCUGCGUUCUGACGGCAUCUCCGCCCGUGUCUCGACGAGGAUGAUCAAGAACAAGGCCACGGAACUCAACCCGAACUUCUUCGGGGAGAGGCCGCCGCCGUCCGACAUCGAGAGCAACCUGCGGUACACCCGCAAGAAGACCGCGUGGUGCAGGAGGUUGCUCAGAGUCUACCGCUUUUCUGUGCGAGCCGUCACCCGUCAAGGCCAGAAACUUCCUACCGGCUGGCCCGUGAUCGCCAUGCACGCGAUCAAGGAGUGGAGGAGGCUGAAGUCCGACGUCCCUUCCGCGCUCGAGCUUGCGGACGGAGUCGAAUGCCUGGGUGCAGUGGCGGGAGGCAGCGCGAGCGGCAGCGGGAGUGGGAGUGGCGCCGGAGUUCCGUCGGGGCCGAGUCCCAAGUUCGCCUUGGCGCAGAUCGCCAACAUGGAUGAGACUCCUACGUGGAUGGAGAACCCGGGGAACAACACUGUGAACCGCACCGGCGACAAGGAGGUUGGCGUCAAAACCGGCGGCAAGGAGAAGAUGCGCAUCACUUCGGUCCUGACGGUGUUCGCCGACGGCAGCAAGCUGCCGCCCCUCGUCAUCUUCAAGGGCCAGCCCACGCCGAAGGGGAAGGCCCCUGCCGCCAACAGCAUCGAGCGCGAGUUCAAGGACUACAAGGACAAGAAGGGCUACGCAUACCCUCGAGGUGUCGUCUACGCCGUGGACCCGAAGGCAUGGCACUUCCAGCGGGUGUUCAACGAGGUCUGGCUGCCUGAGGUGUGGAACCAGCGCCCGGGGCGGCAGGGUCACCUGGGCGGCUACCGUCAGCCUAACACGCUGCUGGCGUGGGACGACUACACCGUCCACAAGACGGACGCGUCUACCAAGGCGAUGGCGGAGUCCAACACGACGCUGUUUCUCAUCCCGGGAGGCCUGACUCCCGAGCUCCAGCCGUGCGAUGGCCUCAACAAGAUCUUCAAGGCAAAUAUGUCCAGGCUCUACGACGACCACAUGGCUUCCCCUCACGUCAAACGCGGCGACCACGGCUACCCGGAGGCCCCUUCGCGGGGGUUAGUCGCACAGUGGGUCAAGAAGUCGUGGGACGCCUUGACCGCGGAUGAAGUCCGCGCGAGCUGGAGGAAGGCUGGCCUGCUGCUUCCCUUCGACGGGUCGGAAGACGAGGCCUGGGCCAACAAGGAGCUCAACUCCAACGCCCAGGGGGAGCCCCUCGACGCGCCAUCGGCCGGUGCGGACAAGGCUGACUCGUCGUCGGGAGGCGGCAACUUGCUGGAGGUGUUGGAGAUCGACGAUGAUGACGACACGGGCGUGGUGGUGGUGGACAUCAGCGACGACGAGGGCGAGGAGCCGUGA